AUGGCCUCAAAUCCAGCACCGGAUUUUCCGGAUUUCCCACCGAAACACAUACGGCAUUGUGUCUAUUUCGAGUUCUCGAAGGGUUCGACUCCACAACAAGCAGCGAAAAAAAUCAAUGAAACUUACGGGCAAGAGACAGCGAAUGUCAAGCAAUGUUCCCAAUGGUUUGAUCGUUUCCGUGCGGGUGAUACGAGUAUGGGCGAUCAGGGGAUUUCUUUAUCAACAACAUCAGCUCGUCCUGUGCAAACCCAAGUCGAAGAUAUGUUGAAAUUGUUGAGCAGUAAUAGCCGAGUCUCGUCGAAGAAAAUGGCACAACAAUUGGGUGUUUCCCAUGACACAAUUCUCCGGAAUCUUCGCGAGCUCGGCUACAAAGCGAAACGCGGUCAAUGGACACCUGACACUCGCCGAAAGAAUAUCGCCACAAGGAAAACACAAAAA
Molecule: messenger RNA, 438 nt
Organism: Mesorhabditis belari
Lineage: Eukaryota; Metazoa; Nematoda; Chromadorea; Rhabditida; Rhabditidae
Source: the annotation of a GenBank genome assembly